UCCUUUCCCCAGGGGAAGAGGGGAGCCGCGAGGGCCCCUUUGGCGGCAGUAAAAUACCUACAGCGACUUUCAGUAUGCUUGGCGUAGCGGCGCCUUGUCAUCGCUCUCUCCCCUUUUCGCUGUGGAGAAAGAGGACUGCACCCCCUUUCCCAGAAUAAUCCCAACAACGAGACGGCUUUGUGGCCGGAAGCAACGUUCGGCUUCCAAACAUUCUGGGGUUCGGCGAUUAUCUCUGCGGGUCUCUGCUCGGUUGCGCGCCGGUUUGCGCUUUGAAAGACUGUGUGCGUUGAGCUGGUUUGGUUUAAGCCGAAGCGGCCGAUUCUUAGCUGAGCGCUGAGCAUGGCUCCGACUCGUUGGGGCAUUGUGGCCGCCGGCCGCAUCUGCAACGACUUCGUCGACUGCCUUAACAACCUGCCGAGGGACGAGCACCAGGUCGUGGCUGUUGCUGGAAGAAACGUCGAGAAUGCGAAGAAGUUCGCCGAGCUGCACCACAUAAACAAAGCAUAUUCGACUUAUGAGGAGCUGGCAAGGGACCCAGAUGUGGAGGUGGCGUACGUUGGCUCCCUUCACCCGGACCACUACCCGACUCUAAAGCUACUCCUGGAGAAUGGCAAACACAUUCUCUGUGAGAAACCCCUCACCAUGAACCGGCGGGACACCGAAGACAUCUGCCGGAUAGCCAAGGAGAAGAAGCUCUUCCUUAUGGAGGCCCUGUGGAGCCGCUUCCUGCCUUCGUACAAGCACAUGGAGGAGCUCCUUAGCAACGGAACCAUAGGAGAAGUGCGCUAUGUGCACUCCACAUUUGGCUACCCUAUGGACAAACUGAACCGCGUGUUCAUCAAGAAGCUCGGUGGAUCGGUUUUGCUUACCCUGGGAAACUACUGUGCCAACAUCGUCCUCCAGGUUUUCGGUGCUGAGCGACCGGUCAAGAUCAGCGCGUGCGGGGACCUAGCGCCCGAAGGCGUUGACCAGGCCGUCGCUGUGGCAAUGGAAUUUAGAGGAGGCCGACUUGCGACGUUUGCGUUGUCAGGCAUUGUCAAGUUGCCGGGAAUCGCAGAGAUCGUUGGGACAAAAGGCAAGAUCACCCUGCACCCACCCUUUCAUGCGCCAACCUGCGUCGAGUCGCCAGCCGGAAAGGUCGAGUUCCAACUUCCACCAACUUCCGUGCCUCACAACUUCCCCAACACAGCUGGCUUGCGAUACCAGGCAGAAGAAGUGAGGAGGUGUUUGCGUGAAGGCCUUCUUGAAAGCCCUAAGAUGACACAUCAGGAUUCAUUGCUGAUUGCAGAAAUGCUGGAUGAAAUCUUGAAGCAAGUCGGUGUAGAGUAUUAAGAUAGUGGCAGCAUACAUCAAGGAAUGCUCCAUUCCAUGAUUUUCUGAUUGGUGACACUUAAUUGUUGAAUUUCACGCAUUCGUAUACCUUUUUUUUUUGCCUUCUUGCUUUUCUAUAACGUAGCCUUCGAGGCCUGCAUUUCACUUUUGCUUUUGCUGUAAACGUUGACUAUGAUUGACUGUGCUGCUGACAAUCUUACAUAUGUUCAAAAGGUUCAGCAGAACAUGCCACUCAAUAAUAUUACCAGUCGCUUCGAAUGCUGCAACUUCAUAAAACUAACAGUUUGAAUAUGUGCUUCAGAAGUAAUUAGGCUGAAGUAACCAAAGCUUACAUAAUAAAAAUGUAUUGAAAAUGCACAAUGUCCAUUUGGGCAGUGUUUAAGUAGUUUCAAAUUUGGAAUUAAAAAGUGUACAAUAAAACCGGCAACAAAAAUGAACUUUUGCGGCUUUCAUAAGAUUUGAGUCUAUGUAAAUUUGCACAAGUUCAAGGUAUUUAGCUUUUUACUGCUAUUGUUUUGUUAUCCCGGGACAUUUGAUUUCUUGCGUUUUAAUGUCACGCUUCGUAGAUGGGCGAAUUAUCAAAUAUGCAGUUACUUGAUUUUCAUAGCUAUGCAUAUCUAACGUACAGGUUUGUGACCAAACCGAGCAUUUUAUAUAUAUCUUUAUUCCUAAUACAAUAUUAAGAAACAUCGAAAGGUUUAUUUUUUUCAUACGGUGAACGUUGUCGCGUAAGAAGACAGCGUGAUAAUAAAAAUUGUUCACUGCCUUGAAACGCAUAUUAGGUGCCAGACAAUACAAUCUUCUAUUGUUUAGGUGGUCAUUUCUAUUGAAAUUCGGCCCUGCCGUCGCAUAUUCGGCAACAAACAAUUGCAGCGAUGCUGACGCCAUCAGCCGCAGUCACAUUAGUCCGAGAACAUGAGACUGUUGAUUGAGAGACAAGUUUAAUGAUGUGCUGAAGAUGAUAAGACUUUUGAGACAAGAGCUCCCUCCAGAAUGCAAAAUAAACUCUUUUGUCAUCUUCUAGUAAAUCAAAGAACUGCUAAAGUUACAGGUAAAAAAAAAGGUAAAUGAGAUCGGUGGCGGUACGUUAUGCAACUUCGCACAAUGCAUUGAAUACUAUGUACAUUUUAAUAACAGCCCCAGAUUUGUUGGGAGACCUGAAUUAUCUUAGUAUAUGAAAAAUCAUUCACUUUUAUCGAAUGCUAAAUAUUUUAUAUAGAAGGAUGUUAUAUCAAAAGCUUUUUCUUAUUCUAACCACAGUAACCACGGUUCAUCAAAAAUGUUUCGGUUAAUUUAACCCACACUAUUGCAUUCACCAAUACUGACCAAGGUUGAAUGGCUUACUUUCUUGAGGUCACAUGUUUAUUGAGAAACAAACUAAUUAAAAAAAUGAUCGAAAUUUGUUUCCUUAAGUCACGUACCUUUAGCUAUCGCAGCCUUGACAUUUUAACGUUCCAGUUUAAGCGAGUUUGUGCAAACGCAGUUUCUAUAAAGCAAAGCUUUUUUUGCCUAUUCCCUGUGA
Messenger RNA from Dermacentor andersoni, 2854 nucleotides. RefSeq names its product trans-1,2-dihydrobenzene-1,2-diol dehydrogenase-like. Lineage: Eukaryota; Metazoa; Arthropoda; Arachnida; Ixodida; Ixodidae. The record is from RefSeq and is a predicted model, not a curated record. Gene Ontology annotation, molecular function: nucleotide binding.